Molecule: messenger RNA, 3712 nt
Organism: Lethenteron reissneri (Far Eastern brook lamprey)
Lineage: Eukaryota; Metazoa; Chordata; Hyperoartia; Petromyzontiformes; Petromyzontidae
Gene: TRAPPC11
Product: trafficking protein particle complex subunit 11
Source: RefSeq, a predicted model, not a curated record
AAGAAGGAGGGAGUGACACGAGACGAGGAGAAGGAGGAGAGAGGGGACCCUGCAAGUGCCUCGGUUGCAGCCAUGCCGGUCCCAGGCAGUGAGUGGGAACUGCCGCCCGAGUUAUGCUGCCGCCCCAUGACAUUUGUGGCGCUCACGGGGCUGGACGUGGUCUACAACGCCAUCCACCGCGCCAUCUGGGACGCCUUCAGUGCGAACCGGCGUGGCGAACGUGUACCAAUCUCCUUCAAGGUGCUAGCCGGAGAUCAUGAGUACCCCAAGUGCCGCAGCAAGCGCACUUCCUAUGAAUGGUACAUCCCAAAGGGCAUUCUCAAAAGUGGCUGGAUGCACAAACAUUUGAACCUUGUGCCAGCUGUAACUGUCAUCUUCUUUGAGCUCGAUUGGGAUGAUGCUCAGUGGAAGGAAAAGCAGUCGGAGUGUGCCACCCGUGUGGAAAUUGUCAGAACAAGUCUGCAUGGAAGGAACACCAAGGUCGCGGUGGUUUUGAUACAAAAGAAGGCACCUCUUCCUCCAGGGGAAGACCUGGUUGCAGCUGAGAGAGCUGCAGCCCUCUGCAAUUCCUGUGAGCUCUCGGCCAAAUCGCUGUUUGUGCUGCCACACACAGACCACCUGGUGGGAUAUAUCAUACGUUUGGAGAAUGCUUUCUAUGAGCUGUCUCUGAGUUAUUACCACAUGGAAGCGCGUCGAGUGAAGUCCCACAAGGAGUUUUUGAACAAGACAAACCACCAGCUUCUCUUUGUGAGACAUCAGUUUAAGAUCGGCUUCUUCAACGAACUGAAGCAGGACACGCAAACGGCUCUCAAACAUUACCGAGCAGCCUAUGGCCAUGUGCACGAACUGAGAGCGCACGAUACGAAUAUGCUGGAAAUAAAAACAUUUGUCGGAUUCAUUAACUAUAAGAUCUGCCGUCUCUCCUUCCAACACAACACACCCCUGGAUGCCAUCGCACAGUUUCGCAAACAUGUGGAUCUGUGCAAGAAAAAAGUCGGUGCUUCCGAGUUGGCCUUCGAGCACUCUGCUUGGAUGUCAAAGCAGUUUUCAGUGUUCGGAGAUCUCUUUGAUGAAGCCAUCAAGCUGGGCCUCACAGCCAUACAGACCCAGCACCCUGGUUUUUACUACCAGCAAGCAGCCUAUCAUGCCCUGGAGAGAAAGAAUCUCGCAGCUGUGCUCUGCAACCAUGCGACCACUUUGGCAUACCCCAGCCCUGACCCAUUGGAGACAUCUAGUGGACAACUGGAUUACUACGGCCAGCGACCAUGGAGACAGGGGCAGCAGAGCAUUGACCCUCCAGACGCAGCGCGCGAGCGUGAAGGCAUCCUGGCUCUUCAGCUCAGAGAGAAGAAAGUGGACCACAGCGGCCUUAUCAUCCCUCUGCUGAGCAGUGCAGUGGCACAAUUCAAGAAAUAUAAGUGCCCUCGUAUGAAAAGCUACCUCAUGGUACAGAUGGGUGAGGAAUACUACUGUGCAAGGGAUUACAAGAAAUCCCUCACCCUGCUCAGCUACGUGCUGUGGGAGUACCGGAGCGAGCGCUGGUGGAGCCUGCUGACCUCCAUCCUCUCAACAGCGCUUAAGUGCGCCUACCUCAUGGGCCAGAACCUGGAGUACAUCACCUUCUGUCUUGAGCUGCUCGGCCGAGCAUCAACAUUGAGCCAUGAAAAGAAGGCUUCUAUUCAGAGAAAUCUAAUGAAAGUGCUUAUGAACGGAUCCCCAGACCCAGAGCCUGGUUGCAUUGCCGAGUCUGUGAGAGCUGCUCAGAAGCUAUGGGAAGAUCGAAUGUCCCUUAAAGGGAACAACUACUUCACUGUUGAUGCCCAGAGCUAUGUGCCCUUCGUGGAAUGCAAGGCGGUGCUGACUGCGAACAGCUUUCCUGUGGACUCUCUCGUGGAGCUGCACGUGUACCUGAGGGCCAGCUGCCCCUUCCCUGUGCGCUACUCCUCGCUCUCUCUCACCUUCAACAACCCAGCCUACAAUGAGUUCUGCACACUGACUGACGCGAGCUCUGUCUCCUGGUCAAUGGAACCGCCAGCGAGCGACCAAGAAAUGUGCCUCGUUCCUGAAAAGACCAAGCGGCACGUGUUCACCUUCGUGGGUCAAGCGGAGGACGUGGGGAAGAAGAUUGAGGUGACGUCGGUGAUUGCCGUGCUGGGCAGCGAUUCCACGCGCAGAGUUCUCCUGCACUGGGCCAAGGGCGGCGGCGACGCCGCCUCGGCCCACGAGGCCACGCAAGUCCUGCGCUCGUUCCGGCGCCCGCCCGCCAUGGCGGAGGGCGAGCAGGCCUGGGACGGAAUCACUGUGCAGGCCUCCACACUGCUCUAUCCACGUGCCCCGAAAAUAGCGGUUCAGAUGCAGCACGAGCCGCCUGCACUCACCAACGAGAUGUUCUGCAUCCGGGUGACAGUGCAGAGUCUGGAGGAUGUCCCCGCGGCAAACGUCACCCUCUCUGUGGGCCUCAAGUCUGGUCAGGAUGCAAACCUGACACAGACAACGCACGUGACGCUUGACGGCUCCAAGAUUUGCGACGAGUCCCACCCGUCGUUUCUGCACGACAUACCCCUUGGAGACCUGCAGCCUGGGCAAACGGUGGAUAAGACGGUGUUCGUCAAAUGUUCCAUCGUAGGAACUCGUAUUUUCUUGAUGUCUGUGGGUUACUCGGUGAACGCUUCUGUUGGGACCAGCGGCAAGGAGGUGACUUGUCGCUGUCACAAGGAUGAGACGAUUAUCAUAGAGACAGUGUUACCUUUCGACACUUCUGUGAAGUUGGUUUCUACAAAGUUUGAAGCCAUGGAGAGGGUGUAUUCGGACGACCCCUUCGUUCUCCUCACAGAAGUUCUCAGCAUGUCGCCCUGGGCUCUGACCAUCACAGCCAGUCAGCUCCAGCUAACCUCGCCGAUGGAACACACGGACCGUGACGUGAACUCGCAGUUGCAGCAGAUGGAGCUGCAGACAGGAGAGAGUGGUAGCGAGUGCUACUGCCUGCAGUGUCCUCCUAUAGCCAAUGGACAAAGUGGAAUCGCGCUGGGUACAUACACCCUCAUCUGGAAGAGGAGCUCUGCAGGACCAGACACCCCACUGGUGAGCACAGUGGUGACGCUGCCUCACGUCAUUGUGGAGACCAUCCCGCUCUACGUGAAGACCGAGCUCCCAGCAAGCGGCUGUGUUCGUGAGAUGCUGCCCGUGCAGUACACGCUGCACAACCGCACCGACAUUGUGCAGGAGGUUGAGCUCACGGUGGAUGCAAGUGAGGCCUUCAUGUUCUCCGGAAACAAACAGAUCCGGUUAAGGAUCCUGCCGGGCAGCCAGCAAGAGCUGCGGUACAACAUGUACCCUCUCGUGGCCGGCUUCCAGCCGCUCCCGCGCCUGCACUUCAAACUGCUGCGCUUCCCAGGAGCCAGCGACGAACUCAUUCGCCGCCUCCUGCCAACGCAUGUCUUCGUCAAGCCCCAGGGAAGAGGACUGGAGAGCAACAUGUCUGAGGCUGGAUGAAAACGGGGAGGUUGGGUGUUAGCCAUCCUUCAAUUUCACCAGAAGAGUUAAUGUAAAAUAAGACAUUUGGUUGCUGUCUGUAAUUGGAUCAUAUGAAUAUAUUUUAAUGGUAAGCAUUGUAAUGCACUACUUAAGUUUGCUGCAGAAAGAUUCUUCAUUUUACAGCAUGGCCUGUGAAUAGUUGCGAGAAUAAUAAAGUUUUAGAUUAUGUUGACCAAAA